Messenger RNA from Sclerotinia sclerotiorum 1980 UF-70, 642 nucleotides. RefSeq lists its product as hypothetical. Bases 1 to 642 code for a protein of 213 amino acids. The record is from RefSeq and is a predicted model, not a curated record. Lineage: Eukaryota; Fungi; Ascomycota; Leotiomycetes; Helotiales; Sclerotiniaceae. The transcript has a single exon.
AUGUCCGGCGUACCAUACAAUACCUAUCACGGUCAGGAUUCCGGUCCGCCUCCACCCUACACCGGCAUAGCAUUCCCAAUGGGUUACGCAUCACCGCCAUACGGGUACGCCGACCCUUAUUCUAAUGCAAGCUAUGGACCACCAGGUUUCGUAGCUCCUCAGUAUCACUUCCCCGGUACCUAUCCAGCACCCCCUCCCGCCGAUAAAAGCGGUAUGCCUGGCGUCCACGUCCAAAACCAAUUCGGCGGCAUCGGUCUUCCCCCAGGCUACAACUACCUCUUCCCCACCACCCACUGUCUCGUCCACGUAUUCGUAACGGGCUCAACACCCCCUUGGCAAGCAAACUCCCCGCUGCAUACUUACGAUGGAACCAAUCAUCGAAAAUUCUUUAUUCCGGCUACUAUGACGGUUAAGGAAAUGAUGCAGCAGCUGGGUUGUAGUAAUGAGGAUGCGGAUAAGAAUGUAAUGACGGAAGUUCAGGAAGUGGGGAAUGGGAAGUGGACAAAGGGGAUGGUUUUUAAGGGCGGGAAUAAGGAUAGGAUGAAGAUGACUUUGAAGGAUUUGGGGUGGGAUACGGGGAGGAAGAGGACGGGGUUGCCCGGGCAGUCGCCUUUGAUUUGGGUUUAUAUUACGGGGGAUUAG